AUGUCUGGCGUUAACAAGUCUGAGAUCAACAGCAGCGCGAUAGCGCUGCAAAAGCUGGGCAGCGACGGGGCCGUAGAAAGUGAGGAAAAAACAUCGCUGCCGGAAAGCGAGUACAAAUUUCACACGGACGAGUCCAGAUCGGCUUUCCAAAGGUUUAAGCGCUCGUUCAGAAGAGCAGACGAGUCCUUGAUUCACCACGAUGGCGAGUUUGGCGUCGAAGUGGGCCAAAAGUCCGAUGGUCAACUGAAACAAACCAUUAAAUCCAGACAUGUUCUGAUGAUAUCGCUCGGUACGGGGAUCGGCACCGGUAUGCUGGUCGGUAACGGUAAGGCGCUCCACAACGGUGGGCCCGCCGGUUUGGCUAUCGGUUACGCCAUUAUGGGUUCGUGUCUAUACUGCAUCAUCCAGGCCGCUGGUGAGCUCGCUGUGGUGUAUAGCUCGCUGUCCGGUAAUUUCAACGCCUAUCCAUCCAUUUUGGUCGAGCCUGCCUUUGGUUUCUCCGUGGCCUGGGUCUACUGUCUGCAAUGGUUGUGUGUUUUCCCGCUCGAGCUGGUCACCGCCUCGAUCACAAUCAAAUACUGGACCACAUCGGUCAAUCCCGACAUUUUUGUUGCCAUCUUUUACGUGCUCACCAUCCUGGUCAACCUGUUCGGGGCCCGUGGGUACGCUGAGGCCGAAUUCUUCUUCAACUCCUGCAAAGUCCUCAUGAUUACCGGGUUUUUCAUUUUGGGUAUCAUCGUCAACUGCGGUGGUGCUGGUAACGACGGCUACAUUGGCGCCAAGUACUGGCACGACCCCGGCAGUUUUUACGGAACCAAGCCAAUCCAUCAUUUCAAAGGUAUCAUUGCGACCAUGGUCACUGCAGCCUUUGCCUUUGGAGCCACCGAAUUCAUCGCUUUGACCGCUGCCGAGCAAGCCAACCCAAGACGUGCCAUUCCCUCUGCUGCCAAAAAAGUUGUGUACAGAAUCGUGCUCAUCUUUUUGGUGCCAAUUGUUUUGGUGGGCUUUUUGGUUCCUUUCAACUCAGACCAGCUAAUGGGCUCUGGUGGCUCUGCUACUCACGCCUCUCCUUAUGUUAUUGCCAUUGCUUCCCAUGGUGUCAGAGUUGUCCCUCACUUUAUCAACGCUGUCAUUCUCUUGUCGGUGUUGUCGGUUGGCAACUCUGCUUUCUAUUCCAGUUCACGUCUACUGCUGUCCCUUGCGGACCAAGGCUAUGCUCCCAAGGUCUUCAAAUACGUGGACCGCGAAGGAAGACCCAUUAAGGCUAUGGUGGUGUCUAUGAUUUUUGGUCUGAUCUCGUUCGUCGCUGCCUCUCCAAAGGAGGAAACCGUGUUUACGUGGCUACUAGCUAUCUCCGGUUUGUCGCAGCUGUUUACCUGGAUUUCCAUUUGCGUAUCUCACAUUCGCUUUAGAAAGGCUCUACAAGUUCAAGGCAGAAGUGUCGGAGAGCUGGGCUUCAUGUCUCAGACUGGCGUGGCUGGUUCCUACUACGCUACAGUUAUCAUGGUCUGUGUUCUUAUUGGCCAAUUCUGGGUAGCCAUCGCGCCUGUGGGUACUGACAAAUUGGAUGCCAACAACUUCUUUGAGAACUACUUGGCGCUACCUAUUUUGGUGGUACUGUACUUUGGUUACAAGCUAUGGACCAAAGACUGGAGACUAUACAUUCCUAGUGAGCAAGUUGAUCUGAACACGGGCCGUAAGGUAUUUGACGAAGACCUCGUGAAGCAGGAAGACGCCGAGUACGAGGAACACAUUCGCAACUCUGGAUGGCUAAGAAGAGUUGGACACUACUGGUGUUAA
Molecule: messenger RNA, 1800 nt
Organism: Lachancea meyersii CBS 8951
Lineage: Eukaryota; Fungi; Ascomycota; Saccharomycetes; Saccharomycetales; Saccharomycetaceae
Source: the annotation of a GenBank genome assembly